AUGGACUAUAGCUUGAUAGAGAAAUUUCUUUCAAACAAAGAGAAAGUUAGAGAGGAUAGGUGGCAAGAGAACAAGAUGAUGCAUGAGCGCAGAUUAGCACUUGAAGAGCGCAAGAUUGCAAAUGAGGAGGACAAAACGCUAUGGGAGAAAGAACAAAAGAUUAUGUUUUGUGAUCUUAAGAAAUUAGACCCCUCCCAGAAGACAUAUGUGAUAGCAAUGAGGGCUCAGAUUGCAGCACAAAAGAUGGCGGCCUUCAGCAGCGCUUUCGCUGGUAGCAGUGGAGGACAUGAAGCUAGUGGUGGAGGAGAAAUUUGA
This is a messenger RNA of Miscanthus lutarioriparius, 315 nucleotides long. The record is from the annotation of a GenBank genome assembly. Lineage: Eukaryota; Viridiplantae; Streptophyta; Magnoliopsida; Poales; Poaceae.